ACAAAAAAACAACCAGUGAAAAAUAUAGUUCAAUAUUAUUCCGUGUGUAUUAUUAUAGGAUUGGUUUCUUGCAAUUUUGUUAAAAAACAUUAAUAUCAAUGGCAAUGGCGUAAAAAUUAUUUGGAUGCGGUACGAACAUCGUUCGUACUUUAUAUUUUUCAUCUGGUGGAAUACCUCGAAUAAAAAUAUUGACAGAUAACGUUUGUCGUAUAUUAUGGGAGCAACAUUUUUCUUAAAUUCAUUAACAAAAGUAUACGGAAAAUUAUCUUCCGUUCGUUUAAAUAUUGUUGAUUAUUGGUUGAAACUAAAAAUUCAUAGCCAUUCUGUACGACUACGAUAGUGAUCGACAAAAAUGAAAUUGAAUGAGCUCGUUUAUUGGUAUCAAAAGAAAAUUGGUACUUAUGAUAAACAACAAUGGGAAAAAACUGUAGAACAACAUAUUCUUGGAGGAUUUACACAUGUUCCAAUGAGAACUGCAAAAUUAAAAACAGAAUUUAUUGAUGUAGACCUUGUGCGAG
Molecule: messenger RNA, 518 nt
Organism: Megachile rotundata (alfalfa leafcutting bee)
Lineage: Eukaryota; Metazoa; Arthropoda; Insecta; Hymenoptera; Megachilidae
Product: protein phtf
Cellular component (GO): endoplasmic reticulum
Source: RefSeq, a predicted model, not a curated record